This is a messenger RNA of Fusarium keratoplasticum, 6897 nucleotides long. RefSeq lists its product as uncharacterized. Gene Ontology annotation, biological process: secondary metabolite biosynthetic process; fatty acid biosynthetic process. Lineage: Eukaryota; Fungi; Ascomycota; Sordariomycetes; Hypocreales; Nectriaceae. The coding region runs from base 1 to 6897 and encodes 2298 amino acids. The transcript has 6 exons. Gene Ontology annotation, molecular function: fatty acid synthase activity; phosphopantetheine binding; 3-oxoacyl-[acyl-carrier-protein] synthase activity. The record is from RefSeq and is a predicted model, not a curated record.
AUGACCGACAACCUCAAGCUCUACCUCUUCGGAGACCAAACCUUUGACAUUAAGCCCCAUCUUCAGAAGCUCUUCCAGCAGCGAGACCACCUCUUUCUCCAAGAUUUCCUAACAAAAGCUUACAAUGCCAUCCGCGUCGAGAUGUACAGGUUGCCGUCCAAGGUCAGGAAUGAUCUUCCGCGGUUCACCUGCCAAGAGGAUCUGCUGCGGUGGGAUGAGAGUGGGAAGAGGUGCAUUGCUUUGGAUAUGGCGAUGACUACUCUUUACCACCUUGGCACUUUCAUCAACCAAGCUGGGAUCUCUUCCUACGACGCCCAGAGCUCGAGAGUCGUUGGUCUCUGCACAGGAGCAUUCGCUGCCGCCGCUAUCAGCUGUAGUAGUUUCACAGCUGACCUGAUCCCCAUGGCUGUCUACUCGGUCAUCGCUGCCUUCAGGACAGGCAUGCUGGUGACUGAUGUUGCUAAGAGGGUUGAUCAGUCACAAGACCUUGAUCAGAGCUGGGCACUUCUCGUUCCUGGAUCCAAGUCUGCUGCGGCUGUUGAGAAGUUUUGCGAAGAGAGCAAUCUGCCUUUGACCAGCCGACCCUACAUCAGCGCCUACGCUCCCAACGGCAUCACCGUCAGCGGCCCUCCCAAGACCCUCGCUCAACUGAUCAGCUCUCCCAGCUUCAAGGGCCUCACAUCCAAGAGCAUUCCAAUCUUUGGUGCCUACCAUGCUCCGCAUUUGUACUCGCAUAUCGACGCCAAGAAGAUCGUAUCAAGCUUGUCAUAUAACGCUGCCACGGCUCUCUCUGAGCAGAUUCCUCUCCUUUCAAGCACUGGCGUCAAACUUGAGGAGCGAAGCUUUGCGACACUCUUGGAGGAUGCCGUUGCUCAGGCUCUGGUGCAUCCUCUCCACUGGAGUUCUAUCCUCGGAGACAUCCAGGCCUGUCUUCAGGAUGUGAACCCGGGCCAGCUCAGUGUUGUUCCCAUCGGAUCAACUGCCGAUCAUCUCAUCUAUACAGCCCUCAAGCAGACACCGCUGCGUUCUCUGGUUCCCGCCACCCACAACCAGAGCCGCCAGUCUGUUCCUGAUGUGGGCCCCGAGUCGACUUCCAAGAAGCCGAAGCUCGCCAUCGUCGCCAUGUCAGGCCGAUUCCCAGGUGCCAAGGACAAUGAGGCCUACUGGGAUCUUCUCUUCAAGGGUCUCGACGUCCACAAGCCCGUACCCAGUCUUCGAUGGGAUGCUCAGACUCAUGUUGAUCCCACUGGAAAGAGCAAGAACACCAGUGCCACUCCCUUUGGCUGCUGGCUUGAUGAUCCCGCCGAGUUUGACGCUCGCUUCUUCAACAUCUCGCCACGAGAGGCCCCUCAGAUCGACCCUGCUCAGCGACUUGCUCUAAUGACCGCUUACGAAGCCAUUGAGCAGGCUGGUAUUGUUCCCGAUGCCACUCCUUCUACCCGCCCUGACCGUGUGGGUGUCUUUUACGGCGUAACCAGCAAUGACUGGAUGGAGACCAACAGCGCUCAGGGAAUUGACACAUACUUCAUCCCUGGCGGAAACCGUGCUUUUAUCCCUGGUCGCAUCAACUACUUCUUCAAGUUCAGCGGCCCCAGCUACGCAGUUGACACGGCUUGCUCCUCCAGUCUUGCUGGCAUCCAUCUCGCUUGCAACUCUCUCUGGCGCGGCGACAUUGACACUGCCAUUGCAGGCGGUACCAAUGUCUUGACCAACCCCGACUUCACGUCGGGUCUUGAUAGGGGCCACUUCCUGUCGCGAACUGGCAACUGCAAGACCUUUGAUGAUGGUGCUGAUGGAUACUGCCGUGGUGAGGGUGUUGCUACCUUGAUCAUUAAGCGUCUUGAUGAUGCUCUCGCUGAGAAUGACCCUAUUCUGGGUGUUAUUCUUGGUGCUUAUACCAACCACUCGGCUGAGUCGGAGUCCAUCACUCGACCUCACGUCGGAGCUCAGCGAGCCAUCUUCAGCAAGAUUCUGAGUGAAGCGGCUGUUGAUCCUUACACUGUCAGCUAUGUUGAGAUGCACGGAACAGGUACCCAAGCUGGUGAUGCCACAGAAAUGGCCAGCGUCCUCGACACCUUCGCACCACCUCUUGUCAACGGCAAAAAGGCUCGUUCCGAUGAUCAGGCACUCUUUCUAGGCUCAGCGAAAGCAAAUAUCGGACACGGUGAAGCUGCUUCUGGUGCAUCCAGUGUGAUCAAGGUUCUCAACAUGAUGCAGAAGAACAUGAUCGUUCCUCACUGCGGCAUCAAGACCAAGAUCAACCACAAGUUCCCCACCGACCUCCUCCAGCGCAACGUCCACAUUGCACUGAAACCCACUGCUUGGGAUCGAAACAACGGUCCUCGACGUGUUUUUGUGAACAACUUCAGCGCUGCGGGUGGAAACUCGGCCCUGUUGCUGGAGGACGCGCCGCCCAAGGUUGAGCGACCCGCCACUGUUGACUCUCGGGUCCAGUUCCCCAUUGCUGUCACGGCCAAGAGUGGCUCUGCUCUGCAGGGAAACCUGAGAUCGAUGCUCAAAUUCUUGAAGGAGAACCCAGAAGUGUCUCUUGGCGAGCUGUCAUACACCACCACAGCUCGUCGCAUCCACCACCAGCACCGAGUUCUUGUCAAUGGCCCCACCACCGAGGACAUCUGCAAGAAGAUUGAGGCAGCUCUGCAAAACAACACUGGCGUCAACAGACCCAAGAGCUCUCCUAGCGUUGUCUUCACUUUUACGGGCCAGGGCGCUCAGUAUCCCGGAAUGGGCAAGCAGCUCUUCGAGGAGUCCUCUUUCGUCCGCUCCGAGCUUAUUCAGCUUGACCAGAUUGCUCAGAGUCUGGGUUUCCCCUCCAUGCUGCCUGUUAUUCAGUCUGAGGAGCAAGACAUUGGAAUCUUUGCUCCUACUGCUGUGCAGCUGGCCAGUGUCUGUCUCCAAAUCACUCUCAGCAAGCUCUGGGCCUCGUGGGGUAUUUACCCUGUUGCUGUUGUCGGCCACAGUCUUGGCGAGUACGCCGCUCUCAACGUCGCGGGAGUCCUGUCCGACACCGAUACUCUGUUCCUCGUUGGCAAGAGGGCGCAGCUGCUUGAGCAGAAGUGCACUCGAAGCACUCACUCCAUGCUUGUUGUGAAGGGAUCCGAGGACGAGAUUGCCGAUAUUCUCAAGGGCAACGAGUAUGAGACUGCCUGCAUCAACUCUCCGAUCGAGACUGUUCUCGCUGGAACCAACGAGCAAGUCGCCGAUCUCAAGGAACUUCUUACAGCCGCCGGCAUGAAGUCCACCCUUCUCAAGGUCCCGUACGCUUUCCACUCUUCACAGCUUGACCCGGUUCUGUCCGAGUUCCAAGAGGUUGCCGCUGGAGUCACCUUCUCCAAGCCCAGUGUCCCAGUCCUGCGCCCUCUUGACGGUACCGUCGUCGACCACUGCGAAUCUUUUGGUCCCGAGUACCUGGCGAACCACUCUCGCCAGCCUGUCAACAUGCUGGCUGCACUCUCAACUGCCUACCGUGGCCAUGUCAUCACCGAUCGAUCCAUGAUCCUCGAACUUGGCCCCCACCCCGCCAUCACGGGCAUGGUCAAAGCUGUCCUUGGCCAGCAAGUGACAUGCAUCGCCUCCCUUCAGCGCGCCAGACAGCCCUGGGACGUGCUUUGCGCUGCGCUGAAGGGUCUGUAUGAUGCUGGAGCCAACAUCAGCUGGGCAGAGUACCAGAGCGACUUUGAGGGCUCUCACUCUGUCGUCGCUCUUCCUGCUUACAACUGGGACCUCAAGGACUACUGGAUCCAGUAUGUCAACGAUUGGUCUCUGCGCAAGGGAGAUGCUCCAAUUGUGAUCAACAACGCCCCCAGACUCGAGAGCACCACGAUCCACUCUGUGGUUGAGGAAAGUGGCGACUCCAAGAAGACACACAUGAUCGUCGAAGCAGACAUCUCACGCAAGGACAUGAGUCCACUGGUGCAGGGUCAUGAGGUCGACGGAAUCCCUCUCUGCACCCCGUCGGUCUACGCAGACAUGGCCUUGACUCUUGGAAGAUACCUUCUGGAGCGCUACCAGCCCCAGCAGAAGGAGAACUUGAUCGAUGUGUCGGACAUGACCAUCUCCAAGGCUCUGAUCCUGCGAGGAGAUGGAAGCAAGCAGCCUCUUCAGGCCCACCUUGACGCCGACUGGGCUUCUCAGUCUGCAACCAUCAAGUUCAUGACCUUUGAUAACAAGGGUAACCUGCAGAAGCACUCGGAGUGUGUCGUCCGCUUCAGAGACCACAGUCUCCAGAAGACUCUGCAAGACAAGGCAGCCAGUGUCAAGCAGAAGAUGCAGGCCCUCCGCAAUGGCAUCGCGACCGGUGAGACGGCACGAUACAACCGUGCCAUGGUCUUCCGAGCCAUCCGUCCCUUGGCCCGCUUCCACGACGACUACCGCGCGAUUGACGAGAUCAUCCUGAACAGCCCAACAUACGAGGCUUCGAGUCGUCUCAGCUUUGGCAGUGUCAAGCGCGACGGCAACUUCCACACUCAUCCCGCCAUCAUUGACUCUCUGACCCAGGGCUGUGGAUUCGCCAUGAACUGCAACGAUGACACCGACUUGGAUGUUGAGGUCUUUAUGAACCAUGGUUGGGGGUCUCUGCAGAUGUUUGAGCCUCUUCAGUUUGACAAGACUUAUACCACUUACACUCAGAUGCGUCCUGGUGAGGAUAAACUCUGGCAUGGUGAUGUGGUCAUCUUUGAUGGUGACCGGGUCGUCGCCUUUUUCGGACAGAUUGCGAUUCAAGGUGUACCUCGCAGAGUUCUCAAGGUCAUUCUCUCGCUUGAGAGCGGCAAGAAGACUCAGCCCCAGCGUCCGGCUCAGAACAAGGCACCUAGCAUCUCCAUCUCUGCUCCUGUGAAUGGGCCAUCGGCUGCCCAGAAGCUUGCGCUACCACUUGAGAAGGUCCAGCCAUCCAGAAUCUCCACCGCUCUCUUGAUCAUUGCUGAAGAAAGUGGCAUCGACGUUGCCGAUCUUACCGAUGGCACCAACUUUUCUGACGUGGGCAUCGAUUCGCUUCUGGGAUUGACCAUCUCCGCCCGCUUCAGAGAAGAGCUCGAUGUCGAUCUUGACUUCAACGCCCUCUUCUUCGACCAUCCCACAGUUAAGGAUCUCAAGAUGUUCCUUAUGGGACCCGGCGACGAUGGAAGCGCGACCUCCUCCUCCAACGCCAGUGACUCUGGCUUGGAGUCGCCACCCAGCGGCCUCAUCACUGGAGCCGUCACACCUGAUGUGCACGAGGACUUUGCCAACCCUUUCGAGGUCGACUUCCUCCGCGCGCUUGACAUCAUCUCGGAAGAGAGUGGAGUUGCUCGAGAGGAGCUUGACGACGACACCAACUUUGCUGACUGUGGCGUUGACUCUCUACUGUCUCUUGUCAUCACCAGUCGUUUCCAGGAUGCUUUUGGACUUGAUGUUGGGCAUGAGACUCUCUUCCUUGAUUGCCAGACUGUCGGCGACCUGAAGGAGAUGCUGAUGAGGGAGAUGGGAGGAACACCCCCGGUCCCGUCUGUUCCCAUCAACAAGGCAGUCGCUCUCCCAGUACCUGAGGUUGUUCAAGCUCCUCCCAGCAAGACAAUCGCAGUCGACAAUUCCCACAGCGGUACUUCCAACCUCGAUGCCCGCCAGAAAGCCGUCGACGAGCUUGUCCAGAAGUACACCGCCGGCUUCUCUGCCCCAUCCUCAGACCCUUCAGCCACUCUCCCCGCCGACAACGAAAAGGUCGUCCUUAUCACCGGUGCCACCGGAGGCCUUGGCAGCCAUCUUGUCUACUCCAUCGCCCAGCUCGAAGACGUCAAGACCGUCAUCUGUCUCAAUCGUGACAACAGGGAAGAGCCUGAGACGCGGCAGUACAAGGCCAUGAGAGAGAAGGGUAUCCGCUUCCCCGAGGACCUGAAGCACAAGCUCCGAAUUUUCCAGACCGAUACCUCCAAGCCUCAUCUCGGACUUGAAAGGAGUGACUACAAUGGCCUUGUGGGUUCAGUCACUCACUUGAUCCAUAACGCCUGGCCCAUGAGCGCCAAGCGUCCCCUGUCGGGCUUCGAGUCGCAGUUCCAGGUCUUCCGCAACCUCGUCGACUUUGGCAAUGAGGCCGCCUCUCGUCGCCCUGAGAGCUUUAAGUUCAGCUUCCAGAUGGUUUCUUCAAUCGGUGUCGUCGGACAAUACGGUCUGGCUGCUGGCCAAACUGGAAAGAUUGUCGUCCCUGAGAAGAGUGCGACCGUCGAUUCUCUGCUCUCUAAUGGCUACGCAGAGGCGAAGUGGGGGUGUGAGAGAAUGCUUGAUGAGACUCUGCACCAGUAUCCUAACCGCUUCCGCGCCAUGGUUGUCCGCCUUGGUCAGAUUGCUGGUUCCAAGACAAGCGGUUACUGGAACCCAAUGGAGCAUUUCGGAUUCCUCAUCAAGUCGUCUCAGACUCUGAAUGCCCUGCCUGAUGUCGAUGGUGCUCUUAACUGGACGCCAGUCAACGACAUCGCUGAUACACUGUCCGACCUUGUUCUGUCUGACAGCACUCCCCACCCCUUCUAUCACAUCGACAACCCGGUUGGUCAGCAGUGGCGCGAUGUCAAUGCCAUCCUCUCAGACGCCCUCCGAAUCCCCAACCUCGUCCCUUUCAAGGACUGGCUCCAACUUGUCCGAAAGGCGCCUCAGCAAGAUAACCCCGCUGCCCUCUUGGUCGACUUCCUAGAGAGUACUUACCUCCGGAUGGCCUGCGGAGGACUCGUCCUGGAUGUCAAGAACACUCUUGAGCAUUCCAAGUCUCUCAGGGCCGUUGGGCCUGUCCCAGAAGUCGUCACUCGGAAGUACAUUCACAUUUGGAAGGAGAUUGGAUUCUUGAAGUCCACGGCGGAGGACAAGGCUGGCUUUGAGGCUGAGAGGCUUCGACUUUGGGGCCCCAGGGUAUAA